AUGUGGUGGUACUGGAGCAGUGCGCCUGAAGGUGGAGGAGCCCGCUGCUGUCCGCCAGGAGACGAAGGAGCCGCUGUCAUCCGCCAGGGAGUGGAGGAGCUGCUUCCAGUUGCUAGAGGGCGGAGGAGCCAUUACUGUCCACCAGGGGGCAGGGGAGCUCGCCGCCAUCCGCUGGGAGGUGGAGCAGCCGCUGAUGUCUGCCGGGAGGUGGAGGAGCUAGCUGCCAUCCACCAGGAGGCUGACUUUGUUCUCUGCGUGAAAGACCAGCUAAAACAAUCUUUAUGUGCUGAUCCAGACUGGAUUUGCUGGUUUGAUGCUGGUCUAGCUGGUGGACCAGCAAUCGCCAUGCUGUUAAAGCUGGCCGUUCAAGUCAUCGAGAACCGGAUGCUCCGGGAAGGAUUGCAGAGAUUUGGCACCAUUCCCAUGUACCUUCCGGUCCAAUAUCAGGUGUUGAACGCAGAGUCAGCCUUCUUCCUUAAGGAGGCCAACCAGGACAUUAUGAGAAACUCCAGCCUGCAGGCUCGCACAGAAAUUUUCUUCAUCCAACAGGCUAGAAAGACACCUUCAGUAAAUGCCAGUUAUGGACCUCUAUCUGUGGACCAGCCAGUGCCCGUGGAUCUUCUGAGCCCGGGACUCUUCAACAACAACCCUACAUCUACAUCCUCAUCAUCAUCAUCCUCGUCCUCUCCCCUCUUUACUUUAAACUGGAAAGUACAGACUUUCAUUAUCAGCGAGCGAAUUCACCCCAGUUGGCCAAAAGUACAGGUUCUAUUCUAUGUAGUGGGUAGGGACUGGGAUGACUACAGUGCCGUGGACAGGUUGCCCUGUGUCAAGAUGUUUGCUUUUCAUGAAACCCAAGAAGUACGAGGCAGCUGCCGUCUAAAAGGGGAACUCGGGCUGUGUGUGGCUGAACUGGAGCCACUGCCUGGUUGGUUCAGUCCUCCUAGCAUCAUACCAGGUCGACAGAAACUACCGGAACAGGUCGAGGGCACCCCUGUAGAGCUGUAUUACAUGGUACAAUCUACAGACACUGGGGAAUGCAGCUCAGAGGACUCGCGCAAGACCAAUUCAAUACGCAAUGGGCAACUGGGCCCGGCCGGGUACUUCUCCGGGCCCACACCCAUGCGCAGGAUCGGCAGCGUGCGGCUAUUCCAGCCCCUCUCGGAGUUGCGUCUGGACAGUAACUUUGUGGUGAUGGUGCCCUCGAGACCCAUCAGGCAGAGGGAGAUGGUGUCAGCCUUCCUUGCUGUCUCCACCCUUUCAUCUGUAGAGAUAUUCACUCUAAGGGUCAAGUUGAAGGAUGGUGUGGCGUUUCUGGGGGCGAGGGCCAGCAAUCCAGUGCAGUGGACAAUCAGUCAGGAUGUCCGGAGUGAGGGACACAGAGUGGUCACCCUGCACUGCCACAGAAAGGAAGCCAACUUUGGAAAAAGGGUGGAGGCAGGCUUCCAGAAGGUUCUCCAGGUAGAUUUGGAGGUGAACGGGCUGUUGGACCCUCUGGGCAGUCGCUCAGUGACUUGGCAGAUCGAGUACCCCAUCUCCCGAACCCUCUCAGAGGAGAUCCAGACCCUCUUCCGCCUGGCACCACAUGACCUCGGGGGUAUUGUGCCAUUGGCUAUGGAGACAGAGAUCCUUAACACUGCAGUUCUCACUGGGAAGACUGUUGCCAUGCCAGUGAAGGUGGUCACCGUAGGAACAGAAGGUACUGUGACCGAUUUGACCGAGUCGGUGGAAUGCCGCUCUACUGAUGAGGACGUGGUUAAGGUGUCAGAGAGGUGUGAUUACGUGUACGUUAACGGUAAGGAGACACGUGGGAGAGUAAGGAUGAUGGUGAACUUCACCUACAGUUACCUGAGCGCUCAGCUGGAAUUGAGCGUCUGGAUGCCCAGACUCCCCCUGCAGAUCGAAAUGUCCGAUCCAGAACUCAGCCAGAUCAGGGGCUGGAGAGUUCCCGCUGAUGCUGCCAACCAGAGGUUGGGGACUGGAGAGGACGAUGAGGAUGAAGGAGCCAGGAAAGAUCGGGGCUGUGUUCCACAGUACCAGAGCACCACCGUCCGUGUCCUCACACACUUUGAGGCAGAGCCAGAGGAAUGGCAGGGCCAACCAGACUUCCUCCUGGGAAGUGACUGGCAGGUGGAUGUGACGGAGCUGGUGAGGGAUUCAUUAAGGGUGGGGAAUGAACAGGUGGCCAGGCUCUCUAAGGAACAGGUCCUGAUCGGUCUGAGCACUGGCACCACCAAUGUCCAGGUGAUGUCCCCACUGUCAGACUCGGUUCUGGCUGAGAGGAUGAUCCAGGUUCUAGAUGAUAAAGUUAGUAUUACAGAGCUGGGGGUGCAGCUGGUCUCUGGCCUUUCCCUGAACCUCCAACUCAGCCCAGGAAGCAACAGGGCCAUCGUCGCCACGGCUACCACACAAGAGACCAUGCACAACACUAAUCAGGAGUCCCUUGUCAGUGCGUGGCUGCAGUUCAGCGAUGGCUCCAUGACACCUCUUGACCUCUAUAACCCUGCACAUUUUGUCCUAACAGCCACCUCACUGGACGAUCAGGUGGUGUCAGUGAAGAAAGAUGCCACCUGGAUGUGGCCAGUGGUAGUGGCCAAGGGUGAAGGUCAAGGCAUGUUGGUCCGCGUGGAGAUGUUUGGCCUUGAGUCCUGCCUAAAAACCAAGCGGCUCACAGUUCUAGCUGCAGGCAACGCAAACGUCCAUGUAAAGUUUGGCCGUGGUGAGGAAACAGGAAACAGUGCGAGCGACAGGAGAUACAGGCCCAAUGCACCAUAUUAUGGAGGCUCUAUAUCAGACAUGGAAGCUGGAAUAAUCAACAGAGGAGCGACCACCAUCAAGACUGCAAUUCCAGGGAAACCCAGUGGUGACAGGCUCUCAGUGGGUGAUAUUCCAGUUGAUUUCUCAGAGUUCCCAGCUCAAGCAGACCUUCCCCCUGGACGCAAUACAGAAGAGGACCACCUGCAGACUCGCCGUGGCCUCACCGACUUAGAGAUAGGCAUGUACGCCUUGCUAGGCGUCUUCUGCUUGGCUAUCUUGGUAUUUCUAAUCAAUUGCGUCUCUUAUGCCUUUAAAUACAGCAACAAACAGCUCCCAUUGGAGGGCCAGGAGACCAUGGCUCACGCCCAUGACUGGGUAUGGUUAGGCCAUGAUGCAGAGCUGUUAGAAAGCCAAGCAGGGUUGUGUCUGGACCAGGAGGAGCUUGGCGGCACCAUGGACUCUGGGCUGGGCCUGGAGGAAGGUAGCCAACUCCUGAAUGGCCUUUCAACUCAGAAGAGUGUACAAGGGCAGGUCCAUAGGUCUGCCUCUGACUCUGGGUGCGCUGGGAGGGAUCACAGGAGUGAGUCCUUAAAUUCGCCCACCACCAAAAGGAAACGGGUGAAGUUUACCACUUUUAGCCACAGCAAGCCCAGCAAUGGCUGCCCAUCCAUAAGCCCACUUCUCAUUGGUCAAAAUGACAUCAAAUGGGUUUGUCCAGACAUUGAGCUUGGGGACUCCAAUGAGCUCCGAAAUUACAUGGAAAGGUUAAAUGAAAAUGCUACUAAGAACACAGCAUAGUCAAAGGUUGUAGAUAUUAUGUAUUCUUCGGACGAAGCGUAGCUCACCCAUUUGCCUUCCGGGUAAGGUGGUGGUUGGGCUGACUCUACUGCACUCAGUCAGACUUCACCACGAAAAGACAAGCCAUUCAUCUGGUCUUGUUUCCAUGGCAACUGUCAUGAAGGUUCAUCAUCAGGAAAGAAGGAAAACAGAGAUGGCUGUGAAACCGUUAAGGAUGUUAAAAAAAUGAGAACAUUGGAAUAUUAGAAAUUAGAGAUGUCUGUAUUUUCUUUUUUGAAGAAGGAGAGGAUAUUCCAUUUCUAUAUUUUAACAAAGUUGGUUUUGUUUUAAGUUGGCACACUAAAAUGUGGGUUAAUAGAGUUCACUUGGUGGUGGUGGUCAUUUUUUGUGAGUGAAGAGUUGACUUUUAAACAUAUCAGUUGAGAACUGAAGCAUUUCCAAUUUGAACGUUGACUGAUGUGAGAACACAUUUUGUAAGGUUUUACAUGUUUUUAUACAUCCCUGUUCCCAUCUGUGUUUGUGUGUCCACUGUUAUUUCUCCAAAGACUAACUCCCAUAAGUAAAUGCAUGUGAAAGCAAACAAUGGAGAACAAAUAUUUUGGAACUUUUUCCACCAAAAGUGUGAAUGAACAUGUAUAUAUGGCAGAGGACUUCUGGGAAACAGGCAGACAAAUUACCCUCCACAUCUCCUUGAGAGCUGUUGAUCAAAUUGUAUUGUUGUAGGUAGUCUUAUCAAUAUUGUAUAUGUUGUUUACAGUAUUAAAAUGAUAUAUAGAAUUAGUAUGCACUCCACUUGCUUAUGUAUGUGUGCUAUAGCUGUGCAUUGCCUCUUUGUCUUUUUUGUUUUCCGUUUAGUUUUCUUUUCCUUGCUUUUUUUUCCAUUCUGCUAGCAGCAAACAUAAAGAUAAUCACAGCUCUUCUUAGAACAAGUAACAACUAAUCUACUCAAAUGAAUGUCCCCAUGAUUAACCUGAUGAUUAGGGUGAAGUUAAUUGGAUCAGAUUAGUUUGGAGUGUAAUCCUCAGGUAAUGUGAUCAAUGCAGCAGAUGUCGUACAUAUCCUGGUAGGACAACCAUAGAACAGUUUUUAUGUGAAUAAAUUGAUUAUUCUGACACUCUCAAUCUGUAUUAGUGUUCAUCACUGUGUCUAACAGUUAUAAAGAAUGUAAUCAAUAGUCA
Molecule: messenger RNA, 4733 nt
Organism: Myxocyprinus asiaticus (Chinese sucker)
Lineage: Eukaryota; Metazoa; Chordata; Actinopteri; Cypriniformes; Catostomidae
Product: transmembrane protein 132C-like
Exons: 10
Coding region: 1-3555 (1184 amino acids)
Source: RefSeq, a predicted model, not a curated record